UAUGUAUGAUGUAAAAUUUGUAACUGACUCUUAAUUCCGUUAUAGUUAAUUCCAACCACUUCAAGAAGUUGAUUCCCUUGGAACCUUUGAAUGGUGAAAGAUGGCAGACAACGAAGUCAUACAUGCACCUACUUUACAAGAAACGGUGAAAGACCAUGUUCGAGAAAAUUUAUUUCAUUUUGUCAGUGACCUUGCAAAUUUUGCAAGUGAAGCAAAACGUGAUGAAGCCCAAAGACAAUACAAAAUGUUGUUAAGUGUCGAAAGCAACCUGAAGGGCAUAUUAAAGGAUCAGUUCAAACGAUUACCAAACACUCCUGAUGACAAAUUAUUUAACAUGGAGGUGUUUAAAAAGACUGCUGAUGAUACUAUUCUAUCAAGAGCAAUACUAAAUCAGUUAAACAGGAAUCCAGUUGCUUUAAAAGCAGGCUGGGACUAUUAUAUAUUAAAACAAUCAGAAAGAACAUUAGAGGCUUUACAAGGAAAGGCACCAACAGGUCAAGGACGUCAUGAUUUUGGAGUAGAAAGUGCAGAAAUGAACAAGCCUGUGCUACAAGUAAAUCAACAGAAAGGAAAAGUAGAAAAAAUGGAUACAUCAGGACCACAGACAGGUGGUGCUCUUGUCACACAAUCACAAAGACCUAAAAUGGUUCAAAGAAUUCCUGAUCAUAGCAAAAGGCGAGCACAUCAUUACAUUGGAUUUCCUCAUCCAGAUGGUGAAGCUUCAGACGAAGAGGAGGAAGGAGACGAUUCUGAGCAAGUUAUUCCUGCCUUACUAUGGACACACCAUGCAUAUUUUGAUGCGAGGUCAUUAUCACGUGCACAGGCAGAGUACAACUUUUAUCGUUUCCUGGAAAAACAAUGGCGACGAACUUUGAGAAGAAUAAAAAUGGAAGACAUAAAAUAUCCAAGAUUCAACAUAAAUGAAUUUAGGAAUAUUCCAAGAAAUCGACUUUUGUAUGCUGUAAUAUGCACAAUACUAGACCAUUCAACAAAUAAAAAGGUACAGGAAGCUGCUUCUAAAGCAGCAGAAGAUUAUCAGAAAUUCACUGUAUUGGAGCAGAAUAUGCUUCAAAAGAAAUUGAUGUUAACAAUUCCAGGAGGUAUAGACAUAGAGCAAGGGCAGUACAAUGAAAUAAUAAAUGAAAUGAGAUCUAGAUUUAAAAAAACAGCCAGUAAGGCAUUAAGACCAAUAGACAAAUUCAAAAUGCUUCCAUUGUUUGAGUACCUGAAGCUCAAAGAAACCAUCACUAGCCAGAGAAGUCAGAUCGAGGAUCUAGCUAGCAGGUUGAGUGGUAUUGCCAGUCAACAGUUGCCUGAUGUCUGGGACCGUGGAUUAACAGAUCUUGGAGAUAAGAAUAGACCACAGAAACUUGGAGAGAGGUUUGCAGAGUUGUUUGAUGAGACUUGGUCCAGUGCCUAUGAAUCUUUGAAGCCUAAAGAUAUUGACGAUGAUGAGAGUGAUGAAGGAACUAUGGACGUAUUACAGCGAAUUGUUAAGGUUAUUUAUGACUUCUGUCAACAUAUAUCACAGGACCAGAUACAGAGACUUAUUAAAGAAAUGAUACCUCCAGUAGUUGAUCCCACCAGUGAUUAUCCAAAUUCUGAGGGAUAUUAUGCAAGUGAUCAAAUGAGGGCUAAGACAGAACAGAUGGCCAGAGAAUACAGGAAUCUUGUAGCCCCAGCUACUGUCAAAGUGAUGCAAACGGAAAUUUUUGAAAACCAUAUCAAGGAAAAACAUUUGAAAGCUGACCAAAUAAGUAAAGAACUGGUAUCGUUUGUAGAACAAUGUGUUGAUCUUAUCUGGUACAUGUGUAUCCAACAACCUCCUAUGGAAAUGACAUGGGCAGUUAAAGGUGGACAGUUCAACAAAGAACAAUUCAGAUUUUCAGGGAGGAAAGGAAAGAAAUACAGAAUGACUGUUUGGCCUGCUGUAAAUUUACACAAACAUGGACCAGUGGUUUCACAAGGCUAUGCUUUACCCUUAAAGGAGACUUAAAAUGUGUUUUAAUAUGUAGACUUACAUUAAAAUAUCUAGAAUAUAA
This is a messenger RNA of Mytilus californianus (California mussel), 2042 nucleotides long. RefSeq lists its product as uncharacterized. The record is from RefSeq and is a predicted model, not a curated record. The transcript is spliced from 11 exons. Bases 101 to 1996 code for a protein of 631 amino acids. Lineage: Eukaryota; Metazoa; Mollusca; Bivalvia; Mytilida; Mytilidae.